UAGUUGGAAUUUCGCUUUUGAUCUGGUUGGUUGUGUUUUUGCAUCGCUCUUCGCCCGAUUGCAAAGCGAACGAAACAUGCAAAAGAAGCGCAGAACAUAGAAAAAAAAAACGCAAUCGCCGCUAAACGUUUUACAUACAAUUCAGCAAAUACAAACAAAAAAAACAAAAAUAUUCCUGCUCAACAAAAAUACAAAACCAAACAAAUUUUUCGCUCAUUUACGAGUGUGUGUGAGUGACAGUGUCUGUGUGUGUCAAGAUGUAAAAAAAUUAACUUGAUGACAAUUUUUUUUAUUGAUACUAGAAACGUGCGUUGUAAACUCAGCUCAGGUACUAAAAUUUAGUAAUAUCAAAUCAAAAAAAAAAAAAACAAAAAAAAGAACAAUCAAUAUACAAACAGAUAAAUAAAUAGACUGCAAUUUUAUACAACAAUUUUAUACAAACGCAAAAUGCAAGUCACGUGUGUGUGAGUGAGAUAGCAACAACAAAAAAUACACUGCUAGGAAAAAAGCGCACGUGCAACAAAAAAUAAAAACAUAUUUUUUAUGGCGCCGCGUCGCAAUCCGCAGCAGCAACAAAAAUCAGACUUUACAUCAGCGGUAACUGGAAGUGCAACAAACAUGGCGCCCAUGCAACAAAUGUUGAACGUGGGCGUGCAACUCACACGCUGCUGUUAUCCCAACGGUGAAUGUGGCAAAUUGGAUGCGCUGAUCGCACUGGACGAACAAGGGCUUUCGGAAUGUGUCCGCGUGCUGUGCAACAAUGAGAAUUGCAACGUGGGGCAGUAUAUGCAUCGGGAUUGCUUCGAUUUGUGGGAGGCGGGCGUGUUGCAACAACUGAAGAGCAGCGGCAGAGCGCGCAGCUGGUCGGAGCGUCAACGCGUGCAACAGCUGUGGACAAAGAAGGGCUACGAGUUGGUCGCUAAGAGUUGCAACUGCAAGUGUGGCAGGGGGCAGCUGCGCAAGGAUCUCGACUGGCUGCCACACGGUGGCAACAACAACAACAACAGUGGCAACAGUGGCUGCUUCAUCAGCGAGGACGAUGACAAGAAAAAGGCCAAAAAGAAGCGCAAUCGCAACAGCAACAACAACAACAAUAGUGGCAACAACAACAACACCAAUGGAGGCAGUGGCAAGUCUGUUGUGGCAUCUGUGGUUGGUGGCAACUUGACGCCCAAUCCCAAUGUGGGCGUCAUUGGCUCCGGCUUGCCCCACAACAACAACAACAACAACUCUAAUAAUAAUAUCGGUGGCAACAACAACAACAACAUUUUGCAGCCCAGCGUCGUGGCCACUUUGAGCAACAUUCUCAUGAGCAGCAACAACUGCAACACCAACAACAACAACAUCAACAAUCACAACAAUGUUUUGGGCCUCGAUUUGAGGAAUCGCGCUGGAAGUUUGUCUUCCAGCGGUUCCAGCUCCCCAUCGGCCUCGCAAUCCAGCGCUGACAUUUCGCUGUCGCCCGUGCAACAGCAGCAGCAACAACAGCAGCAUCAGCAGCAACAGUUGCACUUGCAACAACAGCAAUUGCAGCUGCCUGCAACCAUCAAUAACAACAACAGCUUUCCCAGCUUGUUGCUUCAACACAACGGCUUGAACCUGGCCAAGAGCAUCUUGCCACAACAACAGCAACAGCAGCAACAACAACCGCAACAGUUGCCACAGCUGCCCGCUUUGGCCAACAUCAGCAACUUUAAGCCUCUGGCCAGCUACGAUCAACAGCAGCUUCUACAGCAGCAGAAGAACAAAGAAGUCGAACUCUAUUCGGAGCGUGUUCGCUCGACAUCUGGUUGCAAUGGCAUCUUCUCACGUCGCCUGGAUUUCUCAUCAUUCAAUUUGCUGCCAAAGACGCGUUUGAAUUCUUAUCAAGUUAAGAUUGAGGACGAGGGCAAUCAUGGCAACGACGAAACACGCCUCUUCAUACUCUCCUCGCUGGCCCAGUCGCAGAUGAGUCGCGUUGCAUGCAUUUUGUGCGAGGAGCCGUUGCUUGUAUUCGAUCGCUAUCCGCUGGUCGAUGGCUCCUUCUUUCUCAGUCCCAAGCAGCAUUCCAGCGGCUGCAUUGAGGUCAAAUACGAGGGACGCAUGCUCUACUUGACCUGUGUGUGCAUGAGUUGCCUCGACGGCACCUCCAGCAGUCGUGUCAUCAGCUGCCGAUUCUGCAGCGAGCCCUGGGAUGGCUCCAGCCUGGUGCUGGGCACCAUGUACGCCUAUGACAUCUUUGCAGCCAUGCCCUGCUGUGCCGAUCGUUUCAAGUGCAAUAACUGCUUCAAGAUGCUGAUGCAUCCACAGAAGCGUCUGAGCUUCUACAGCGAUUACUCGCACGGCGUCACCUGCCCCUAUUGCAACACACAGGACACACACUUUGUGAAGCCGCUGAACUUCUGCUACACCAAGAGCAAUGCGACGCGGUUGCAGGCGAUCGCAUAACAUGAGGCCCCGUUGGAGUCUCCAACGGUGCAAGGCGCAACAGCAACCACAGCAAAUGCCGCCAGUGCCAAUGGUGCUUCAACGGACCCCAAGCAGCCGCUCUACAAUGCGGCCAUCGAUUAUUCGGCCCCGCUACAGCAGCAAAUCAAUCCCGAUCUUAUUGGCGCCCAUCCACAUGCCCAGCAACAUCAGCAGGUAAGGCAGCAGCAGCAGCCACCACAACAGCCGCAGCAGCAACAGCAACCAACAACACAGCAACAACCAGCUAUUGCUGCUGUCAAUCAACCAGCAACAGCAGCAGCCACAGUUGCAGCAACCACGCAACGUGCAAAUGAGGCUGCUUAUUUGGUGUCAGCAGCAGCUGCACGUGCUGCCAGCUACCAGCAACAACAGCAGCAGCAACAACAACAACAGAAGCUGACCUUCACAAACAGCCUAAUGGCCAUGGCGGAUGUAAUGAGCAAGUUUCAACAGCAACAGCAGCAUCACCAACAACAACAGCAGCAACAACAGCAGCAACAGCAACAGCCACACAAACCAUUGGGCCACUUGAAUCUUGGCCAUGAUGCCAACGGCCUUUUAUUGACCAACAUGAACGGCAACAACAACAACAGCAACAACGGUGUUAGCAGCAGUAUUAGUAACUUAUUAAUUAGCAAUAAUUCACACAACAACAGCAAAGUGAGCAACGCCUGGUCACAGCCCAUGGCCCAGGCGGAGGCCAUCUCGGCCUUGUGGGGCUGUGCCAGCAAUGCCUCGACAACCGGCUCGACCAGCGGCUGUUCAUCGGGCAGCGGCUCGCAGCCAUCGCUGAGUCCGACGAGCAGCCACAGCAAGGAGUUGCUCUGGGCCCAGACGUCGCCCAAUUGCGCCCAACUCAGGGAGAAUUUCUAUGCGGCCAAAGAGCUGUUGCCGCAUGCUGCAUCGCCCACCGCAUCGUUGACCAGCUCAUCGGGCGCCUCCUCCACAGGCGGUUGGGGCACCUCCUCGAAUGUUGCUGUUAAUGCCCAUUAUGCCAAGCUGAGUGCUGCCCAAAAUAUAUGGGAGUUGCCGCCAGCCAACAGCAACCACAACAGUCACAAUGCAGCUCAACUCGCACCCGAUAUGUUCAGCGAUCUCUUGUGCAAUCUGCACAUCGGCCAGGAUGGCAAUCAGCACAGCAACAACAUCAACAACAUUAGCAGCAACAACAUCAACAACAUGAAAGCUGAUGCUAACUCUGAUGUUAGCUCCAACUCAUCCUCCUCGGCUGGCGAGCUGGAGGUGGCCAACAUUUGGCGCCACAGCGCAGCACACAAUGUGCGCCAAGUAUUGUUCGAGGAGCCAACUGGAGUUGCGCCCUGCAUGCAGCUCUUUAAUGAUUAUCUAAACAUGAACUAAGCGAAACACACACACACACAAAAACACAACAGAUGAAAACAAAAAGCGAAUGUUACUCUAGCAAAAUUUAACAGAGAAUAGUAACAACUUACCGUAACAGUAGCAGUAACAUUAACACUAGCAGUAACAGUAACAGUAAUAGAAGCUGUUAAAUUAACAGGUAGAAGCAACCGCCAGCAGGCACAGGCGUCUUGCUGAAUUUCCAACUAUGUACUUUUAGAAAUUUACACAAAAAACAAAACGAGAGACGAGAAAAAUGAAAAGCUCGCCUGUGUGUGUAUUUUUAUUUAAUACAAUGAAAAAGCGAUUUUACACAAACGAGGUAAAAGCAAAAUGAUACAAACACUUCAUCUAAAAACAAUUUUCUUGUUACUUUUGUUGAGUUUAAUCAUUUUUACAUUUACAUAUUACACUAAAAAUCAUAUUAAAAAACAAAAAAAUCAAACAAAAAAAGAAAAAAACCCUAAAUGAAAGCAAUUUUUUAGUUUUAUUUUAUAAAUGCAAAUUUUUAUAUAAGGACCAACCAAAAAAGAAAAAAAGGAAAAACAAAACCAACACAGGAAAAAAAAAUGCGAUUCACAUCACGCGCAUUAAUCUUCGCAUAGUUUUUGAGGGGUUUCUUUUUUAAAUAUUAUAUAAUUUAGCAAAGAGAAAAACUAAUUGCAAGCAAAGCAUUUUAUGUUCGUUGAAUGAAAUGAAAAUUGCUGUGCUGCUCAAUAACAACUACAACAACAACCACAAAAAAUAUUAAUAAUAAUGAUAUAGAAAUAUACGCAUGAAUACACGUGCGUAUACUUAAACGAUAUACGAGUAUAAUAAUCGAAUGAACGGGAAGAAAAUGAAAAACAAAAUUUUGCUACAUUUUAUAAAACAUAAAUUUACAUACGAAAUUAAUCGAUAAGUUUGCACAUCUUUACCUAAACAAUUGGUAAUUAUUUCUAGUUUUUAGUAAGCGAAUUGGAAAAACAAAACACGCCCCCACUCCCCCAACUCCCCCUAAGAAAAACAUCAACAACAACGACAACAACAAAAUCACUUUCUCAAAGCCCUUUCCAAAGUAAAAACAAAACGAGUUCGAUAUAAAAUUUCAUACAUAUUCAGAACGAUAACAAUUAUCGAUGACAAUUAGCGGUACAUGCAAAAAAAUAUAUAAUAUGUAACAGUUCCCAGCGUCCACCCGUCAGCCAUUGCAAAGGUAUUUUAAAAUACAUCCAUUGCCCGCCCAUCCUAUGAUAUAAGUUUUAACCAAACAACAAACAGCUUCAGCAACAACAACAACAACAAAAAUUUUCGGCGCAGCGUGAUCAUUAAUUAGUAAGUUUUUUAAGUAAGAUAGUGAACCCAAAUUAUAGGAGUGUUCUAGUUCGUAGGCAUUUCAUUUUCUAUUGGCUAGGUUAUUGAAUCAUUUCCCUUGUACUAUGUACGAGUAAUAUUUAGGUCUCCCUCUAUCCCCACACCCCAUCUCCCCCUACCCCUACCCCUAUCUCUGUCUAUGUGUAUCUAUCUUUAAACUAACUAUGUGUCUAUAUAUCUAUUGUAGUAUUGUAGUAAGGCAAGGCAACUUAGCAGAACAGCCGUAUGUGAUGGAUCUCUGUAAAGUGUUUUGAUUUGUGUGCUUUGCACUCACUCACUCACGACGCUAUCGAUAGGUUUAAUAGGAUUAAGCAAGUUUUCUAAAUUUUAUAUACGAGUAUUUACGAGGUAUGCAAACAUCCCACGAUUUAAAGAGCGGUUCAAUGUUUCCUGUUUUGUCUUUAUUUUUUGUGCAUCAAAAAAGUCACCAAUUUCCCUCCCCCAUUUUCCCUGCCCCCCAAACACAUCAUUAUUAUGUAUAAGUUUUAUUAUCCCUCCCAUUGAUUCACUUUGUUCUCAACUCAAAAUUGUGUAAAAUUACUUAAAGAUUAAAAUCUUUACUUUUAAUGCAAUUAAAAGAAAAACCAAAUUUGAUAUAUGACCCAACUGUGACAGAAAGUUUUCACCGACCAAAACUUGUAAAACUAUGGAGCAGCAGACACUGUGUUUAAUUUCUCUGUGCAUAACGUUCGCAACGAACAGAUCUUGAGAUCAACUAUCUGUGAACUUCGGAACAGUGAAAACUGUCCCUACUUUCUGUGCAUAGCGUUUGAAACAAACAGAUCUUAAGAUCAUCUAACUAUCUGUGAAAUUCGGUACAACAGAAACUGUGUUUAAGAUUUUAUGUCUGUGCAUAACGUUCGCAACGAACAGAUCUUGAGAUCAACCAUCUGUGAAUUUCGAAACAGCAGAAACUGUGUUUAAGCUCAUAUGUCUGUGCAUAGCGUUCGCAACGAACCGAUCCUAAGAUCAACUAUUUCCAUAAGUUUCGUCAAACUGUCUGUGAAAUGCGACGCUUUCCUACGAUUCCAUUUGAGAAUCCCCAAAGUAGGCUGAAGCGUUGCACUCCCCUAAAAUUUCAACUGUGAGUGUUUAACAUAAACAAAAAUUUUUCAAAAAUUUAAAAAUCAAUCCCCUCUCUCGACCCUGUGUUAAACAUUUUGAGAAAAUGUCUAAACUGACCCCCAAAAAUCCCUCAAACCAAAAUUGCCUCGAUAAAAACAGCCAAAACUGUGAAAAACUAAAAUCCCCUUGAUAAAAAUAUGUGUUAAACAUUUCAAAUGCAUUGUCAAUUUGUGAGUUGCCGUUCGUCAGGAACGAAAUUUUUCUAAAAAAUUCAAAACCCAACCUACAAAUAACUGUGAAUGCGUUUAGGAUAAGUAAGUUUUCCGUUUGUUCAUUUCGAAUAUCCUUUUUUUCUGUAAUGUGAUACAAUUUUGAUAUUUCUCCCCCAACUUGUGAAACCUACGCAGCGUAAAUAAUUUUGAAAAAAUUACAAAACAUUUAAGAGCAGUGUGAUAAAGUUGAUAUUAUAUAUAAAGUACCCCGUUGAAUAAUCCCCCCUAUCCCCCUCCCCAUUGGUGACUUUUGGCAUGGUUGAUCUUGAAAUACCUUUAAAGUUGAUUCAGCUGGCGUCUGGGAUUAGGCUACUAAUAAAUUACAUUGCAUGUGCCGCGUUUUCCAAUACUUGAAAUAUAGGCAUCUAGAUUUGCCGCCAUUUAACAUACCAAAUAAUACAAGUAAUUAUACGAUGAAGCGUACAUUUUCAGAAAAGUAGAAAGCAGAAUGAUGAUGAUGAUGUAAGUCGGAAUGGGAAAAUCGAAGUGAUAGUAACUUUUAUAUUCACGAUUUCAACGAGAGAAGCUCGUUUGCAUACUUACCUAUAUAGAAUUAUGCUUAAGUUACAAGUAAAACAAAAACAAAACAUACAAUCUAUACCCUAAACCUAUUUCUAAAGAAAAAAACCCAAACCCCAUCAACAAAACUUUUUGGCAUUUAAUUGAGAGAGUCGUAUAUGAGGCAAAACUCUGCUUUUGUAUAUGAUUUUCGUCUAAAUUUAAGAUUUCAAUUACGUAUAUAGUUCAUACAAGAAAAACACAAUUAUAUCUAGAAAUUAAUGAAGAUUAUUUAUAGGCAAACAACAACACACAUACAUACACCUACACACCAACACACACACAUAUACCUAUAACUACUACAUACAUAGUUGUUUCGAUAUUUAAUUGGCAUUAUAGAACGAUGCAACAACCCUAUAUGCAAGGUCGAAGGCAGCAGCGCACCACCAACUACCGUUUAAGUCAGCCCGUGUUUUUAGUUUAGACGCCCAAUUUUUAUUUAGUUUUGAAUUUUAUUUUUGUUUUAGUUAAAUGUGCAAGUAAAAGUAAAAGUGUUAAACUAUAUAACUCUUAACUCUAAUUGACAUCUUGUUAAACGUAUGCAUUGAGUGCAAAAGUUGAAACAGUUGGACAGUUGAAACAAACAUACAUACAUCAAACUAAUGCCCACCUCAGCCACCAAGAAAACGUAAAUUAAAAUACACUAAACGAAUUAAACGAAAUAAUAAUAAUAAACCCAAACUAAACGAAAACUCUUAAUUAAACUAAAAUAAUAGUCAGACUUUCAGUUCUACCCAACGCAAAAUAGCAAUACAUAAACAAUUUAACUAACUAAAUGAAAACAUUUAAAUGUAAUUUAUAUUACCUCCUUAGCAAAAAUCAAUAACAAAUGUUUUAAUAAUUAACAAUAACAGUAUAAUACGUAAAUUUAAUAACCAUAAUAAUAAACACAAAAGAAUACUUAAAACUUAAAUGCAAAACAAAUGAAGACAGUUUCUGUUUAGUGUUAUUUAAAAAAUUUAAAAAACAUUUAUAAAACCCAAAAUAUAACUACAUAAAUGAAAGCAGAUAUACUUUUAUUAUUAUUAUUAUUUUAUUUCGAAACAUGAAAACAAAAGAAAAAAAAAAACAAAUUAUUUGCACGCUCUUCCCAGUCAAAUUCUCAUCUUCAAUAUUUCGAUUUCAAUAUUCUAAAUCGUGUGAAUGGAUCCAACAGCAAAAUGCUUAAACUUACACCAAAAUUCUUUAAAAUCAAUUUUUGAAAGCUCCCAACGCUUGCACUAGAUCAAGUUUCAAUCAUUUUGAGGACUUUCAUCGUAGCAUCCACGAGCUCUCUCAGAUCAUCUGAUGACGAAAUGUACAAAUUGGUAAAGUUUAGGCACUUUGAACUGGAUGGAAGAAAAACCAUCACAAACUUUCUUUAAUCAAGGAAAAGCGUAGCAAAUGUUUGUUUUUAUUUUUUAACACUUAUCUGAAUGCACACCUCAUUAAAAUCAAACUUUAGUAUGAUUUCCUAAAAAAAAACAUAUAAAUGCACAUGCCCAAGAAUCAUCUUUGAAAUACAAAAUUUAGCACAC
Messenger RNA from Drosophila albomicans, 8572 nucleotides. It is a transcript of the gene heca, whose product is annotated as headcase protein. Lineage: Eukaryota; Metazoa; Arthropoda; Insecta; Diptera; Drosophilidae. The record is from RefSeq and is a predicted model, not a curated record. The transcript is spliced from 6 exons. Bases 544 to 2427 code for a protein of 627 amino acids.